Monodelphis domestica (gray short-tailed opossum) is the source of this 1664-nucleotide messenger RNA. It is a transcript of the gene CDCA5, whose product is annotated as cell division cycle associated 5. Gene Ontology annotation, cellular component: nucleus. The record is from RefSeq and is a predicted model, not a curated record. NCBI's taxonomy places the organism in Eukaryota, Metazoa, Chordata, Mammalia, Didelphimorphia, Didelphidae. Gene Ontology annotation, biological process: mitotic metaphase chromosome alignment; positive regulation of exit from mitosis; mitotic sister chromatid cohesion.
UGGAAAAGGGGCGGAGCCGGAUUCAACGACCCAGCCCCUCCUCUCAGGCUUUUCCGGUUGCGUCACUUCCUGUUUGGCGGGUUUUUCGAACCUUCCGCGCUCACCGGGGCCGAGGGCGGGCUCCUGUGGUGCCCGAGUGGCUCGACAUGUCGGCAAGACGGAGCCGGAGUCGCUCCGGGGCUGCGGAGGAGAGGGGCAGCGGAGCGAGGCUCUCGGAUCUCGCGUCCCCGCCCCCGCCUACUCCGGAACCCGUGCUGCGGAGGUCCCUGAGGAAAUCUGUAUCCUCGGCCGAAGCGCCUCCCAAGCUGUCUACUCCAGCCCCCAGAAAAGCCAUCACCCUGAAGAAGAUUGUACCACCCGGAUCUGCCGAGACAUCCACCCCAACCUUCAGGAAAACCAUCACCCUGAAAAAGAUCGUGCCCCAGACCCCUGAGGCUGCCCUCUCUUUAGGCAGAAAGCCCACCACAGGGAAGAAGCACUGGGUGGGGACCCCUGAGGCCACUCCUCCUGCAGCCCAAAGAGCUGCCACCUUAAAGGAGAAUGUGGACCAGACCCCAGAGACCCCCACCUCCAGGGGCAGGAAAUCUGCAGCCAAGAAGAAUGUGGCCCAGACCAGAGAGAUUACACGUUUGGAGAAGGAGAAUUCUCUACAAGAAAGUGCCUCCCACAAUAAAGGCAGCUCUCCUCUUACUCCAGCCCCAGCUCAGGAAGUAACUACCACUGUGCUAGGCCCCCUAAACCCCAAUACCUUCAUCGGACCAGAGUUCAUGGAUGCCAGGGAUCUGGAGAUGUCCAGGAAAGUUCGGCGCUCUUACAGCCGCCUAGACGACCUAGGCUUGGGAUCCGGCUCCACCUCAACACCUAACUGCCACCGCCGCCGGUCUUUCUUUGGCUUUGAACGGCUACUCUCAGGGGAGGAGCUGGAAAAUGUCUCUCCUGUAGUGGAGAAGACCUUGACAACCCAAACAUUGGUCCCCUCUGCUGAGCCCUGGGGACCAGACUCUGCCCUCCCUGGCAUCACCAUAACCAAGGAGAAGCGUCGGAAGAGGAAGGUCCCUGAGAUCUUGAAGUCAGAGCUGGACGAAUGGGCUGCUGCCAUGAACGCCCAGUUUGAGGCCGCUGAGAAGUUCGAUCUCCUGGUGGAGUGAGAUAGAUGAGAGGAGAUCUCCCAAAGCACUGGACUGCCCCCUCCCUGAAUAUAGUUUGGCCUCCUCCCCCCUCUGCUAGGAGCCUGGACUGGCGGUGGUGGUUUGCCCCUCGGCCGCCUUGGCUCUCUGUGCCCCUUGGACUUGCCUUAUGGCAUGGAGCAGGAAUAUGAGCCUCAUUCCUCCCCCCACUGCUGGGGCCUGUCCACUGCUUGGGAACCUGGUUCCACAGCACCCUUGGGAUCAUCAGAACACCCCAAGUUCAGCUUGGGGGCUACCGAGAGCCUCUCUUCCAGUUUGUCUGUCUCAGCAUGAUGGGGGGCUUCACGGCAGCCUGCGUCCCAGCUGGCCAACCCUUGGGACUGAUGUGUGAAGAGAGGGAGGGCCCGUGGCUGCAGGCCCCCUCCCCUCUACCUGUGGAUCCUGGGGGAUCAGCCUCCUUUGGACCAUCCAGAUGUACAUUGUGUAGCUUUUGUUUCCUGUUAAGUGUUCUCUAAUUACAUUUUAAUCUGCCUUGUA